CUAAGAGAAUAAAACAGCAUUGUCUUCAUAGCUGCAUGAAUUUUUGACUUCUUAGCAGACAUGAUGUCGAGUUUAGGACCAAGGAAAAGGGACAAUGUACCUAAAGUGGAUAAACACAUAGACGACUUACCACAGCUGAGCAACGAGAUGCAGCUGAGCAUCAUGAACAAGGUGAAGCGAGGAGAGCUGUCCAUCGAUGACGCUCUGAACCAGGCCAUGAGGGACAGGAAGGAGCUGCAGAAACAGAAGAGCCAGGGGGAAGAGUUAGAAGAGCAAGAACCCUCCCAGUACAACUUCAGUAUUCACAAACAUGGCCGCUACAGGUGGCAGAAGCGGGUUCUUCAGUUUGACUUCAAGACCAAAAUGCUGUGCAGCAUAGAGAAAGGCAUCAUCAAACGACAACUCCUCUUCUCCAACGUGAAGAGCUGUGAAGAUGGAGCAGGCACCAGGUUCUCAAUUUCCUUUAAAGAACAUCAUGAUUAUGAACUGGAGGCCAAAUCAAUGGAGGACAAAUACAAGAUGAUGGAGCUGCUGAAUCGAAUCAUUUAUGGGAACAUUUACAGUGAUUCGGAGGAGGGAAGUGCCAAAAAAAGUCAGCAGCCUGAAGCAUCAGAGAGCCUUCGGGAGGGCGUCCUGUUGCUGCACAGAGGAGGCCUGGCGUCCUUCAGAUGGGUGAAAUACGAGGUCCAGCUCCACCCGGGUCAGUUAACCCUGACCCCCUUAAAGCGGCGAGCCCCUGCUGAUGGUGAGGUGACCACGUGGGUGCCUCAGUCCACCGUGAUCCACCUUUCAGACGGAGACACCAGCGUUCAGAAACCUCCCAGCCCUGACGCGUUCACUCUGGUUACACCCAAAAAUAACUACCAGUUCAAGGUUCCUGCACCAGAUCAGACACUGUCCCCUGGUGCAGUCCAGAAGGAGCGGGAUGCUUGGGUCCAGGCCAUCGACAAACUCUGCAAAGACUGGAAGAGGAAGUCCAUGGGUGAACAAGUGUUUCUGGAAAAUAUGACAAUCAGAAACAUCAGCAUAGCCGAAGACGUGGAGGACACAGAAGACACAGAAACAGAGCUGGAGUCAAGCGGAGGUUGUACGAGCAUCAUUCUUCCUCCGGUUGAUUAUAGAAAUGCAGAUCCUCCUUCGAGUGCAGGGGAUCAUUUAUCAGCAGGAGACACGAGUCAAAGCCAUCCUUCAGCCGAUUAUACAAAGCUGGUGCCUAAACCUCGCAGCCCAAAAAAGACUCAGUCUCAAGUUACUGAGGCUGAAAAUUCACCUUCUGUGCCAUCUCUGACCUCUCCUGGUGUCUUCCCCUUAUCUUCACCCACCUCUCCUCAACCCUCGCCCCUUCAAACCGCCCCCAAAUCCCCUUUAAUAGUGCCAGAAACCCCCGAAUCAGUUACUCCAGUUGUGAAACCUCCUCGACCUCCUUUCAUCCCCGCCCCGCCUCCUUUACCCUUAAAGUUUGUUCUAAAUCCACGAAAACCUCGAACCAAGGCCUUCCACUGGGACCUGGUCAGCUCAGAGAAGAUUGCAAAAUCAUUUUGGGUACAUGCAGGAGAUGGGAAGAUUAAAAUCGACACGCCGCGCUUGUUGGAGCAAUUUGCCGUUAAAGAUCUGGGGUCGUUCACCGUGUCUGAGACGAAUAACAUGCAGCACAUCAUCCUCAAUGAAAAGAUCGCACACAACUUCAACAUUUUCCUCAAAAGUUUCCCUGUGCAGCCGGGAGAGCUGAAGGACAAACUGUUCAUCCUUAAUGAGGAAGAUGGAGGCCUGUCUGAUGAGCACAUCACCUCUCUGAGGAGGUACAUCCCCACCAUGGACGACGUGGAAAAGUACAAAUCCCACAAAGGACCAGUAUCAGAGCUGCACAUUGUGGACCAGUACAUGAUGGAGAUGUGCAACAUCCCCCAUCUGAGCACACAACUGGAUCUGCUGCUGACUCUGAGAGAGCUGCCGAACAGCAUGAACGAUCUGCAGCCACUGAUUAACCAGAAGAUCAGAAUGUGCACGCAGCUGAACAACUGCAGGUCAUUUGUUUCCGUGCUGGAGUACCUCCUCGCCAUCGGCAAUUACCUCAACGAGAACGCCAGGAAGGAAAAGGCCAAGGGAUUCCGCCUCUCCUCCUUAACUAAACUCUCGCAGCUCCGUGGGAGAGACAAGAACUUCACCUUGCUCCAUGCCCUUGUGGAGCAGAUUAUGUUGCACGAGCCGUGCUUGGCCACUUUUACCCAGGAGCUGGCAGAAUUUGAAACUGUCCCGGGAGCCUCCAUCAAAGGCCUCACCGCAGAAGUAGACGUCCUGAAGAAUGAACUACAGAAAGUCGUUCAGUACAAAAAGGCUGCCAGGAAGAGAAACCCUGGACUUCUUCACCCCAACUUCUCCAAAGACCUGAAGAUGGCAAUUGAGAAAUACAACACGGAUCUUUCUGCACUGACGAAGACGUGUGAGGAAAUGAAGAAACUCUACUCUGUCAUACUGGUUAAAUUCGGAGAACCGGCAGAUCAGGACUCUCAGGAGCUCUUUGGGUUGAUCUGUCAGUUUGUCCACGACUUCAAGAGGGCCCAUGCUGAAAUUAUAUGAGUUAUGGAGGACAUCCUGGUUACCGCCGAGACUGCAGGGAUGCCUAUUAAACAAACUGGAGAUAUCCUGCUGGCUUAGUCACAGCUCACAGAGAUAGAGAUCAAAGAAGAAGAUAGAGCAUGCAACUUUAAAUGCAGUAUUUGAUACUAAAGAUGAGAAAGUUUUGUAUGGGUUUAUAUAUAUUUUGGAGCUGUUUGUUUUCUCCUUCUGUAUCUAUGAGAGAAACAGGUUGUGAUUCAUUGUAUAGACAUUGUGUAUGAUAUGUACAGUGACAUAAAUGCGCCCAGACAACAGGAUGACAAUGUA
Messenger RNA from Cheilinus undulatus (humphead wrasse), 2883 nucleotides. Its product is annotated as formin-like protein 13. The transcript has 17 exons. NCBI's taxonomy places the organism in Eukaryota, Metazoa, Chordata, Actinopteri, Labriformes, Labridae. The record is from RefSeq and is a predicted model, not a curated record. Bases 61 to 2577 code for a protein of 838 amino acids.